Durusdinium trenchii is the source of this 1259-nucleotide messenger RNA. Lineage: Eukaryota; Dinophyceae; Suessiales; Symbiodiniaceae. The record is from the annotation of a GenBank genome assembly.
AAGAAUAAUUAGAUUGAAUAGACUUUUGCUUGACAUUCAGUGUAGCCUUGAGUGCCGCCAUGCUACACAGUGACGAGAUGCUAAUGAUUUUUACGUUGCUUGCAGCUGCAUUAGCUGCCGCUCUUUUUGCCCCGGCAGUGGGCACAAUUCCCUUCUUCCGAUGGGAGAGGAUAGGCAGGAAAAUAGGAGACAGAGCGGAGGAGCAUUGCGAGGUGCCGGCAAUAGCCUCUCCAGGCCACACAGACAAAGAAGAAGCUGUCAUUCGAGAGCUGCGGGAGCGACUUCAAGGUGCUGAGCCUUGUCCUGAAGGACUUCUUGCUCAAUUGGCAUGGUCACGAGCCUUGGACGUUGAUGCAGCUGCAGACCUUUGGCGAAGGCAUCUGGCCACGGCCAGAGAACUGAAGAUCCAAGAUGUCAGUGACGAUUUAGUUCGGAGAGCGUAUGACGCUGGCUUCUGCGUUCGUUCCGGUGUUGAUGUGGAUGGCCGACCAAUGAUUUGGGUUCGGCUAGCUUUAUCAGUACCUUCAACCAUGACCGCUUCACAAGUUGUUAAAAAUACCUGGAUGGCGCAAGAUGCGACUUUGUGCAGUGGCAUCGACGCAAAUCGGCGCGGCAUUUGUUUCGUGUAUGAUUUGAAAGAUGUUGGCUUGCGAAACGUCAGCUUUGACCCACUCGCUUUGCAUGCCGCGAUCAAAGGUGCCUUGAGUCAUCCUUGCCAUAUAUCUCGAGUCUGGCUCCUUGAUGCACCACGCAUCUUUUUGCUGACCUGGCAAGCCUUCAAGCACUUUGUCCCAUCAAGCAUCCGGCAGCUGGUGUGCUUUGCUGAGACUGGCCCAGGACGCCGCAAGAUCUCUCAAGUUUGUUCAGCCAGUGAACUUCCCGUCUAUUUAGGUGGUCCACCAUGCUUUUCACAAGCGUAUUGUGAUUGGAUGUUCGAACAGCUGCACGGGAGACCACAGGCAUAUCGGGUUUCAAAGCUUCAGCUACCAGUGCCUUCUCGGCGAAUGAGGGGCCGGUCAGGAGCUUGCUACGUAGGUCUUCGCAAGGUGCUGCGAUGUAGUUGCCUGGCUUGAAAGGCGGUUUUGGUUGCAUUAGCGGCCCGAGUGUACAGCAUAGACUAUAUAAAAUGACUAUAGAUUCCUUCUCGCAGACAAGACUAAGACUGAGCUGCUGGCAUACAUGUUUCACACACAGAGCCGGUUGAGUUAAAGUACUCCCGCAGCACCACCCUACCAGCAGGCAACGGCUUGUGAUUCGAA